CAAAUGAUUGAUCGCUAAAACGACCACGAAAAAUUCGACGACGAGUAUGUAUAGCACAACUGAGGUUGACCGAGAUUCUUGAGCGACAUCAUCUUCGAUCAGUAUCAGCAAUAAAAAAUAAUGAGUGCGGACACAUACACGCUCACCUUCACGUACUAGAGCACCACUAUCAACAUAUCAUGUCGAGUGGUGCCGAGCGACACGCUGCGCGCGUCGCGCGAUUGCAGCAACAGCCUGACAGGAUACGAAAUGUCUGUCUCAUAGCUCAUGUAGACCACGGGAAAACGAGUCUGUGCGACUCCUUAGUGGCGAGUAAUGGUUGGAUCUCCAGGAAAGUAGCAGGAAGUCUACGAUUCCUCGAUAGUCGAGAAGAUGAGCAGGUAGUGAUUAGGAGGUUUAGUACUAUUUUUCAAGCUAGAUGAUCAUCAUGAGGAGUGAUGAUUUCCUGUGUAUCUAUGAUGCAGCUUGAGCGCAGCGCCACCAGGUUUUGAUAGAUUAGAACGAGUAAUGCACGUUUCGACUAGAGAUGAACUUGAUAAUAACAAGUCCGCCUUGUCUGUAAGAAGUAGAUCUCCUAUUCCUUGUGAACACACAUCAUAUGAAAUUGAAAUCCAUCAGGCUCGCAUGAUCACGAUGAAAUCAAGUGCGAUUUCACUAUGUUGGACCGACAAGCAGGGUCAACAGCAACAAGCGUCCUCUAGUAGUGCAACGUCAGGGGAUGCAAGAAUAUUAGCAGCGCAAGGGCAAGACCAACCUACGCAAACUCAUGCUGCUAGUGCUACGACGACAUCAACUACAGCUGCAUCAACAUCUGCAUCUUCCUUGUCCACUACGACAGCAGCUGCAUCCUCCUCUAUUCCUCAACCUCUUCCUGCAUCACGGGCAACAACAGCGCCAGAGGAGUACUUGAUAAAUGUGGUGGAUAGUCCUGGCCACGUGGACUUUACGUCUGAGGUGUCGACAGCAACCAGACUUUCGGAUGGUGCGAUUGUCUUAGUAGAUGUCGUUGAGGGCAUCAGCAGUCAGACGCGAGAAGUGCUACGGCAGGCAUGGAGGGAUCAGCUGAAGACCAUCUUGGUUUUGAACAAGAUGGACCGACUCUUCAUCAAUCUGAAGUUGACUCCGGAUGAAGCUUGUGUGCAUAUCCAAAAAGUGAUUCAGCAAGUGAAUGCAGCCGCGGCCGAAUUGCUGAUGGCAGAAGUCCACGCAGCAGCGGGAAACCAUGCAGCUACUUCUAGCAGUACAACAGGUAGUACAGGAGGGGGCCAGAAUGAAAUGUCGGCGAGUAACGGUAAUUAUAGUACCAAAACGACCUCCACUGGCACCACAGCUGCAACCGCGGCAGCGACUUCCUCCGCGGCCACCACGGCAACGACUUCAGGCGAAGUGGUGUCUCCGCGUGGCGACCAUGAGUUAGUUUUCGAUAGCGAAAGGGAGCAGUCUUGGACUUACCAUCCGGCCAAAGGCAAUGUCCUAUUCACGUCAGCCAUGCAUGGAUGGGGCUUUAGCGUUGCGCAAUUCGCCUCUUUCAUGGCGAAACGCAUGUCUUGCAGUGAACGCGUGUUGCGGCAAACCCUUUGGGGGGACUACUGGUACAAUCCCAAGGAGAAGAAAAUCUUGAAAAAGCGACCGACCGACGGACCAGAAAGGAGGUUAUUGUUUGCACAGUUUUGUCUAGAUACGAUUGCAAGAUUUUACCAAGCGACAGCGACAUUCGACAACAGCGACAACGCGGCUAUGGGAGGUGGAAGUAGCAGUGCUGCAAAUACAACAAGUGCUGGAUCAAUGAAUUCGAAAAAUGCCAAAGCAGCUUCAUCGGCUUCACCCGAACAUCAGCAACUCGACAUCCCCUUGUUAGAGAAGUUGUGCAAGUCUGUGCCAGAGUUGCAUGGCAAGGUGGAUUUUCAGAAGCUUAGACCGGGAUGUGUGCGAGAUCUUCUAGGAACAUGGCUCCCAUUAGGGGACUGCGUCUUACGGGCAGCAGUAGAGUACUUACCUAGUCCCCGUGCCGCAGCGGCGCAUAGAAUCCCGUUUUUACUAGAGUAUCCGAUCCCAAUGCCGGCGCAAAGCAGUGGCUAUUCGAUGAAGGAUGCAGCGUCGAAACUGUUUAACGCGAUCACGGGAGGUGGCGGCUCGUCCUCUAGUUCAUCUGGUGUUACUGGUGUUGCAGCAGCACUAACAGACGGCUCAUCUGCAGCAAAUCCCACUGCAUUGGAGGGAGAUGGAAGUACAAAGAGUGCUACUAAGCAAGAGGAAGGAGCUGCAGCACCGACCAGUGGCACAUCAACUUCAGAUGUUGUCUCCGGUGUUGCAUCACUCGCAAAGCGUGUUCUUGUUGGCGGUGCAGAGGCCUUGGCAAAAGCCGCUUCCGCAGGCACAACAAGUGCGGAUGACAGCAAGCAUGAGAUUCUUGGCCGCGCUCUUCUAGAAGCCGACAAUUCCGCCGAAUUACCUGCGGUAGCGUACUGUACGAAGUACUUGGGUGCAGAUUUGAGUCGGCAAAUCCUUUUAGGGGAUCGCCUAGUACACGGCUCCGAUGGCAGUGACUUUGUGGGGAUGUGUCGCGUGUUUGCGGGGACACUGAAACCAGGCAUGCUGAUGAUGCAGGCGACUGGAAAACAAGUGCGCUCGAGUCGUGGCAAGACCUGCGUCACAGACGACGCAGGUUCGUCAGAGUCCUCCAGUUCACGCGGUGAAAGGGCCGAAGGAACAAGUGGUACGCCUUUUUAUGCUCCUGCCUCACGAAUCAAGAAUUUGACCGGAGGAGCAGGUGGCCAGAAUACAACAUCUUCUGGUGCUUUUGGUGGUGUCGUUGGAGCAUCUGGCACCACAGAUCGCCCACAGGUCCUCGGAGACGAUCAUCACGACCUAGACGAAGCCCACAUGCCUCACUCGAUCAGCAGUAGUCCUGAGCUAGUCUCCCCCGCUUGUUCUGACGGUCUUUUCACCAGGGAGAGCCCUGUAGUUUUACAGACGCCACCAGUCGCAGGUCAGGACUGGGUAGUUUUGCCUGACCAGGACCUUGGUGCUGGGGCUGAAGAGGGUCCGCUCGUUGAUACGCAAUCUCUGUUUCUCAAAGACUGGACGACCCUACGGAUCGCGAAAGUCUACACAAUCUUGGGAACAACUUUAAUGCCGGUAGAGUGCGCGGGAGCUGGAGCAGUAGUCGCAGUAAGCUUUGAGGACAGCAAGAGCGUCAUCCAUAGGACGGAUCGAUACCUGACUUUGGUCCAGAUGACAGACUCUAGCAAGGGGAAGAUGCGUCGAUUCAAUGAAGCAGUGCAAAAGGGGCUCAAAAGCGCGUCUAGCUCUAAUGCACUAGCAGCUUUGGCGGGAGGAGCUAGUACGAGUGCAACUGCAUCAUCAGGUGGUGGAUCAUCAUCAGGAGCACCAGGAGCAUCAUCAUCUUCUUCAUCAUCUCCAGCGUCGACUAUAUCCUUCGCGCCAGACGAGAGCGAUUGGCUCCCGAUCUUCAAAUCGCCGUAUCAGACUCGAUCUUUUGCCAUUGUGAAGGUGUCUGUGGAAACCAAACUGCUAGAGCACAACUCCUUUCUGCAGAAAGGUCUAGCGCUGUUGCAUCGAAGUGAUCCUUCGUUAGAUGUGUCAACGACAGCUGCUGGCGAACACGUCAUUGGUUGCUGCGGUGACGAACAUUUGAAAAGGUGUGUGAAGGACUUGCAGCAAUUGUAUCUGCCUCCGCAUGUUGCGAUUCAAGUCUCGGAGCCCUUGAUCGCUUUGCGCGAAACCAUCGAUGUUCCAAAGAACGGCUUUGGUUCGGAUCUGAUCACAUUACCUUGGGCUCCGACGCGGGUGCCGAAAGCCUAUCCGGUCGUCAGACAAGUAAAAGGGGACCGGUUCACUGUCACUGUGAGAGCAGAGCCGUUGCCUCGUGGCGCCGGAGCUGAUGAAACGGCAACGUCUUCAGAUACCGAUCCAGAUGCACUUGAGAAAGAGGAGACCGAAGCAGAAUUUCGCACUAGGGUGUCGUCAUUCUUGCCGAAUCUCAUUGCCGUGAGAGUGAGCAAGGGUGCACGGACAGCUCUGAGCUGUCUAGUGACUUUGCCACCAGAAGACAGCUGGGUGAUGGCAGCUGUCGUCUCCGGCUUCGAGGUAGCGUCCUUGCGUGGACCGCUUUGUGAUGAACCUGUGCAAGACGUGCAUUUCAUCGUUGAGAACAUCACUGACAACACUAAAGAGAAGACAUCAGUAGAAGCAGGUGGAGGUGCGGAUGGGCCUGUACCUCCAGGUUCAUCGCGUCCACCCCAACCAGUGUCCCGCGCACAUUUGUCCGGUCACGUCUUAGCUGCAGUUCGCGAAGCUUGUGCGGAAGCCAUGCUGCGUCGCAGCACUUGUCGCAUCGCAGAACCUGUUCUUUUGCUCGAUUUGCAAUGUGAGGGCUCCUCGAUGGGCAAGGUUUACGGAGUUCUCGGAAAAAGACGCUGUCAGACCCUGGAAGAGGGAUUUCGAGAAGGCACGAGCAUUUUUCUUUUGAAAAUCAAGAUCCCUAUGGUCGAAAGCUUCAAUUUGAGUGGAGAAAUCCGACACGUCGCUUCUGGUGACGUUCACUAUCAUGCUCGCUUCCUCAGAUUCGAGACUAUUCCCGAGGACCCUUUCCCGGAGCAAGCGUUGACGCAAGAAGACAUCGAGGUAGAAGGCGAGACGAAUCUUCGAAUGGCGGACAGUGCAACGCACAACAUCCCUAGAAAAAUCUUGACCAGUGUGAGGAAACGGAAGGGUUUGCUGAUUGACGAAAGAGUGGUGAAAGAUGCGCAAAAACAAAGAAAUCUCACGAGAAUGAAAUAAGAGAUGUAAAAUAGUAGACCACAGUAUCUCGGCGCAUUUUCAUCACGACCAAAA
Amoebophrya sp. A25 is the source of this 4857-nucleotide messenger RNA. The record is from the annotation of a GenBank genome assembly. Lineage: Eukaryota; Dinophyceae; Syndiniales; Amoebophryaceae.